AGGGUUUUAGCUUUCCGAGAGGAAGGAAGCAAGCGGCCAUGGAGGAGCAACCACCACAGGAAGAGAGUAAAAAGAACAAUAAGAAGAGUAAAAGGAUGAUGCCGAGCCCUCGGGAGCUUGUUUCCCACUACGAGAAGCAGGGGAUGGAAACUCAGGAGGCCUCCCUCAAAGUCAUUCAGGAUUUACAGGGAGCCCUCUUCAGGAUGAUUACCGCCAACCGCAACCGCAACCGCAACUCCAAUUCUCCAGACGUCACCUCCGCCAAGCUCGACGCCAUCCAUUCCCGCCUCCUCCAUCUCGAAUUAAAGCUAGAUUCCAAGCCCAGUUAUCCGCAGUCCCUGGCUAUAGGCGUCACCUCUGCCGGCGUUUGGAACGCCGCCCUCCACCUCUGGAACUUCGUUCGCCAGGCUACCUCUUCCUCUCAGUCCUCAUAGUCCUACCAUUGCCCUUAAUAUCCCAAUUGCAGUUGCUGUACCUAGCAAGGUGUUAAAUCAUUUCUUGAAAUUAAUAUAGCUCAACCAUGCCCCAUUGCGGACGUGAGUAUUAGAUUUAAAGGCUUGACUUUUCUGGCUGGUCCUUAGGUGGUACCGGUUUUUCUUGCUGGUAUUUCCCCGUAUGUUUUCUUUUCUCUUUAAUAUAAUGUUAUCACCAUAAUCACUCCAAGAAUUUAAACGCCUCUCAUCUUGUCCCAAAAUGAAAUUGUUAAGCGUGCUGAUGGUCACCUUGGCAUGUUAAACAUUAGUUAUCAUUGAUUCUUAUCUAAAACUCAA
Molecule: messenger RNA, 770 nt
Organism: Sesamum indicum (sesame)
Lineage: Eukaryota; Viridiplantae; Streptophyta; Magnoliopsida; Lamiales; Pedaliaceae
Product: ribosomal protein-like protein
Source: RefSeq, a predicted model, not a curated record